Molecule: messenger RNA, 2173 nt
Organism: Brassica napus (rape)
Lineage: Eukaryota; Viridiplantae; Streptophyta; Magnoliopsida; Brassicales; Brassicaceae
Product: protein indeterminate-domain 11
Exons: 6
Coding region: 232-1917 (561 amino acids)
Cellular component (GO): nucleus
Molecular function (GO): DNA-binding transcription factor activity
Source: RefSeq, a predicted model, not a curated record
CAAAAAUAAUUUGUCAAGUUCUUGAUCAUGUUUCUGUGUAGUAUUUUGUUGCUACUUCUAUUUUGUUUCAUUUACACUAAUUUGUUGAUUGCAAAUAUGAGCCAGAAAAGUGGAUAGAGGUUGUCUCUUUUGUUGAAGCCAAAGUAGGAAGUGAUACAGAUAUUUAUACACACAAAAAUCAAAGAAGGAAGUUAGGAUUAUAUAUAUAGGGGCUUAUUUCUUGCUUUGGUGAUGAUGAACGAAGACAUCUUACUUCAUCAGCAAGUACAACAACAAGAGGAGAAUAUGUCGAAUCUAACAUCAGCUUCUGGGGAUCAAGCAAGUGUCUCUUCGGGAAACAGAACUGAAGUAAGUGGUUCUAAUUACUUCCCUCAUCAUCAACAACAAGAAGAGCAACAACAGUUCAGUGUUCCUGAAUCUCAGCCUCAGAAGAAGAGGAGAAACCAACCAGGGAAUCCAGACCCGGAAUCAGAAGUGAUUGCUUUAUCACCAAAAACACUAAUGGCAACAAACAGAUUCGUGUGUGAGAUAUGCAACAAAGGAUUCCAAAGAGACCAGAAUCUACAGCUUCACAGGAGAGGUCACAAUCUACCAUGGAAGCUAAAACAACGAUCCAACAAAGAAGUGAUAAGGAAGAAAGUGUAUGUUUGUCCAGAAGCAAGCUGUGUCCACCAUGACCCAUCUCGAGCUCUCGGUGACUUGACAGGAAUCAAGAAGCAUUUCUGUAGAAAGCAUGGAGAGAAGAAGUGGAAAUGUGACAAAUGUUCAAAGAAAUAUGCGGUUCAAUCAGAUUGCAAGGCUCAUUCUAAGACUUGUGGCACCAAAGAAUACAGAUGUGACUGUGGCACUCUCUUUUCUAGGAGGGAUAGUUUCAUAACUCAUAGAGCAUUUUGUGAAGCAUUAGCCGAAGAGACUGCAAGGGAAGUAGUCAUACCACAAAACCAGAAUCAUCAACCAAACCCUCUUAUGAUCCAACAAUCUUCUUCUUCUUCUCAUCAUCAAGCACGACCAACCCUGAACAUCUCUUCCUCUUCUUCCUCUUCCCACAACAUCACCAACAGCCUUUACGUUGAAACCAACCAUAAUGGUACUAAUAAUAGCAACACUAGCAGCAACCACCUUCAUACUUUUCCAAUGAAGAUAGAGCAGCAACAAAGCAAUGAUCAAAUCAUCAAUUACCACCACCAUAGCAUCCCUCCUUGGCUUGCUCCUCAACCGCAAGAUCUCACGUCUUCAAACCCUAACCCUAGUAAUGGUGGAGGAGGAGGUUUGUUCUCUCUUGCAGCUUCUCCGGCUAUGUCAGCCACCGCAUUGCUCCAGAAAGCAGCUCAAAUGGGUUCCACAAAGACACCUCCAUUACCACCAACCACAGUCUCCGAGAGGUCAGCUCAUCAUAAUAACCUCACCACAACAAUGGCGGCGAUGAUGACAUCUCCAUCUGGCUUCAUCAGCUCCAACAACAACAACAACAACCAAGUUUUGUUUCAAGACUACAACGCCUCCGAGUUUGACCAUAACGGUGGAGAAGAAGCUUUCGACGAUACAUUCGGCGGGUUCUUGAGGACAAACGUUGAUACUACAACCACUUCAGGAUCAGACAAGAAUAAAAGCGGUGGCGGAGGAGGAGAAGAGGGUUUGACGAGAGAUUUCUUGGGGUUAAGACCGUUAAUAUCUCAUAAUGAGAUUCUAAGUUUUGCCGGUCUAGGGAAUUGCAUCAGUGGUUCUGCUUCCGAUCAGCUUCAUCCAAAGCCUUGGCAGGGACGCCAAGGAACAUCUUUCUGUAUUGGCUUCGUCUCUACCAGACAUAAUGUUACGAGACAAAGAAGUCACAAGACUUGGUCUCGGUUAUGCGAGCAAGAGAGGUCACGAGAUGGUGUCGUUACUCAAGAGAAGUCACGAGAGUUGAUGUCGGAUUAGCUAGAGAGGUCACAGGAGGAGUUGUUGGAUUUGCAAGAGAGGUCAUGAGAUGGUGGUGUAUAUGCGUGCCUGAGAUGGUUUUGUCACAAUAUGGUUUUGUAUGUGUUGUACGUUUUGUCAUGAGAUGGUUUUGUAUAAAGAAGACAAAGAGUGUAUGUGUUUUUUUUGUGUCACGAGAUGGUGUUUGUCAAACUCAUUGUAUCAUGUCAUCAAAACUCAUAUCUCUCUUGCUCUAUAUAAAUCAUCUCAUUGCUCA